Molecule: messenger RNA, 1805 nt
Organism: Nicotiana tabacum (common tobacco)
Lineage: Eukaryota; Viridiplantae; Streptophyta; Magnoliopsida; Solanales; Solanaceae
Source: RefSeq, a predicted model, not a curated record
AUGAACAAACUUCAUGUUGAGAUUGUUAAUGAUCUGAAGCAAAUGCUUGAUGGAAACAAUGUUUUGGCAAAGACAUUUAGAAUGGUAAGAGAUAGAUUUCAAGAAGAUAGAAGCUCCAAUGUUAGACUCAGAUUAAUAGGAAAAAAGAGCACCGAUGAAAGAAGAUAUAACUUGCCUACGGUUUCAGAAGUUGCUGCUUUGGUGGUGGGAGAUUUUAAACUAUCUAGAUGGUUACAAUAUCCUUUACUAUUUCCAUAUGGUGAAGAUGGAUACAGAGAGGACAUUCCUUUAGAGGGAGAUGAUGAAUCAACUGGAGGAAGGAAAUGUGUUAUCAUUCGGGAGUACUUUGCUUAUAAAAUUCAAGAAAGGAAUAAUGAAGUUCCGACGAUUGUGUCUUCUAGAAGAUUAUUUCAGCAAUUCUUGGUUGAUGCAUAUACAAUGAUCGAAUCUUCUCGAUUAAGGUAUAUUAGGCUCAAUCAAAAAAAGUUGAGAUGUCACAUGUAUAAAAGCUUACAAGAUGCUGUUUUGCAUGGAGAAAUUAAUCCUUCUUCUCAAGAAAAAAGGAUAAUUCUACCGUCCAGCUUCACAGGGGGUGCACGAUACAUGAUUCAAAACUAUCAAGAUGCUAUGGCAAUAUGCAAAUGGGCUGGGUACCCUGAUCUUUUCAUCACCUUUACUUUCAAUCCAAAGUGGCCUGAGAUUCGUAGAUUUGUAGAAAGUAGGGACUUAAAUCCUGAGGAUCGUCCAGACAUUUUAGCUAGGGUAUUCAAAAUUAAAUUGGACCGUUUGAUAAAGGAUUUACGCGACAAUCAGAUUUUUAGAAAAGUAAAAGCAGAUAUUGAUCAAAUCAUUUCUGUUGAAAUACCAGAUGAAUUGGCCAAUCCUGUUUAUUAUAAGGCCGUGCAUAAUUUUAUGAUGCAUGGCCCGUGUGGUUCUGCAAGAAAGUCUUCUCUUUGCAUGCAGAGCGGAAGAUGUACCAAGCAUUUUCCAGAAAGGUUUGUUGAGUCAACAACAAUUGAUGAGGAGGGUUAUCCUGUUUAUAGACGAAGGGAUAAUGGUAGAAAUAUCAAAAAGGAUGGUAUUGACUUGGAUAGUAGGUAUGUGGUGCCUCACAAUCGGUUCUUAUUACUUAAGUAUGAUGCUCAUAUUAAUGUAGAAUGGUGCAAUCAAUCAAGAUCCAUUAAGUAUUUAUUUAAGUAUAUUAGCAAAGGAAAUGAUCGUGUUACCGCUGCUUUUUCCCAAAGUAUGCAAGAGGAAGAUUCAUCAAAUAUUGAUGAAAUAAAUAUGUAUUAUGAUUGCCUAUACAUAUCACCAUGUGAAGCUGCUUGGAGAAUAUUCAAAUUUUCAAUUCACCAUAGAGAACCUCCUGUGGAAAGACUAUCUUUUCAUCUUCCAAAUGAACAAAAUGUUAUAUUCUCUGAUGAUGAUCCAAUUCAUGAUGUUUCAAAUAGACCAAGUGUACAGGAAUCAAUGUUUUUAAGCUGGUUUGAGACAAAUAAAACAUUGCCAGAAGCAAGAGAAUUGACUUAUGCAGAGUUCCCUCUUAAGUUUGUUUGGAAGAAACAAUUGAAAAGAUGGGAGAAAAGAAGAACUUCUGUAUUUUCCAUUGGAAGAAUUUUCUUUGUUCCGCCUGGUUGUUUAAUGUUAUUAAAGGUCCAGAAUCCUAUGACGAUCUUAAAAGAAUCAACAAUCAUAGCCAUCUCACUUUUAGAGAUGCAUGUUAUGCACUUGGGUUAUUGGAUGAUGAUAAAGAGUAUGGAUGCCAUAAAGGAAGCAAGUAACUGGGGAAUGCCAUCAUAUCUUAG